Molecule: messenger RNA, 759 nt
Organism: Haemonchus placei
Lineage: Eukaryota; Metazoa; Nematoda; Chromadorea; Rhabditida; Trichostrongylidae
Source: the annotation of a GenBank genome assembly
AUGAUCGGGUCGACGAAGAAGUCGCCAGCUUCACGAUGGCGACUUAUUGCUAUCGCUUUGCUUCUACUUGGCAUAGGACUUGUUAUAUUUGGACUAGCAAUGCAUCUACUUGUCAUUCCAAUGUUUGUUCGUGACAAUAUACGAGAGAAUGCAAAACUGAUUGAAGGUUCACGGUUGAUGAACAAAUGGAUGAAACCAGAAUACGAAGUAUUGUACAAGAUAUAUGUUCAUUCAAUCGAAAAUCCUGAUGAAAUAAUGAAUGGAGCGAUACCGGAAGUGAACGAAACGGGACCGUAUACGUUUACAAAAACGAUGAACAAUAAGGUGAUCUCACAUGAAAACGGCAUAGUGAAGUUUAAACGAAUACUCACCUACGUUUUCAACGAGACUGAAUCCUGUUCCACAUGUGCAUUAGGGAAUCGGAUAUGGAUUCCCAAUAUGAUCUAUCAGGUCUGCGAAAUCCCAUUCAUGAACUUUGUGUGUGAUUCGAUACUCGACUUACCCGAUCGUAUUGGAAUGUUCUAUGAGGUGAACAACACGGCUGAUGGCGUCUAUGAGAUCCAUGACGGAGUGGAUAAUCCCAAAGAUCUUGGUAAAGUCGAAACAUGGAAUGGCAAGAACUCAGUCGAUCAUUCCUGGUAUGAACUUCGUAUUCUACUUGUGGCCAAUGUCCCCACUGGGAGUCACUUACCCUUUUCGUUGUCUCACUAUUGCUCUUUUCCCCAAAAAUGUCAAAAUGGCCAAAAAGUGUCUAGCUAG